Molecule: messenger RNA, 3309 nt
Organism: Elephantulus edwardii (Cape elephant shrew)
Lineage: Eukaryota; Metazoa; Chordata; Mammalia; Macroscelidea; Macroscelididae
Exons: 22
Coding region: 1-3309 (1102 amino acids)
Biological process (GO): intracellular signal transduction
Molecular function (GO): protein binding
Source: RefSeq, a predicted model, not a curated record
AUGAGUGAAACCCCUUCCACUAGUUUCUCAAUGAUUCAGCAGCGAUCUUCUGAAGGCCAGGUUGCCCCGCCUCGCCACCCGAGCGUCACUCAACCUGUGGUGGCCAAACGCAUCAGUUUCUACAAGAGUGGAGACCCCCAGUUCGGAGGCGUCACUGUGGUCGUCAAUCCCCGCUCCUUCAAAACCUUCGAUGCUCUACUUGAUAACCUGUCCUCGAAGGUGCCCCUGCCGUUUGGGGUGAGGAACAUCAGCACCCCGCGGGGCCGGCACAGCGUCACGCAGCUGGAGCAGCUGCAAGACGGGCGGGCCUACCUGUGCUCGCACAGGCAGCGCGCGCAGCCAGUGGACCUGGAGCGCGCGCGCCGCCGGCCUCGGCCUUGGCACAGCAGCCGCGCGCUCAGCGUCCACUCGCCGCGCCGCGCGCCCCCGGCCUCCUGGCUGCGCGGGUCCCGCAGGCUCGUGAUCUUCCGCAACGGAGACCCGCGCAGUGGGCGCGUGGUGGUGGCCAGCCGCGGUGUCACCCAGAGCUUCGAGGCCUUUCUGCAGCACCUCGCCGAGGUCCUGCGGUGCCCAGUGGUGAAGCUGUACGCGACGGACGGACGGAAGAUUCCUAGUCUCCAGGCGGUGGUCCUGAGCUCUGGAGCCAUUGUGGCAGCAGGAAGGGAGCCAUUUAAACCAGGAAAUUAUGACAUCCAAAAGUACUUGUUUCCUGCUAGGCCACCGGGGGCUGUUCAUCGAGCACACCCCAAAGGAAAUGCUCGGUCGGAAAGCAGAAAGAGUGAUAACUGGAAAGUUUCCAUAACCACAAGUGACUUGCCCAAUGCAGGAACUAGUUCACAGAUUUAUAUUGUACUAUAUGGAGAACACAGAAGCUCAGCCCCCAUAUAUCUGUAUGGAACAGGUGGGGCUCGAUUUCAGAAUGGCCAGGAAGAUAUCUUUAUUAUCACUGUUGGAGACAUUGGAACACUCUUUAAGAUUCGAAUUGGUCAUACCAACUCAGGGCUUUCUCCUGCCUGGCACUGUAAGGAGAUAAAAUUGUGGAACAUGAAUUCUGGAAAACAGUUCUAUAUACCUGUCCAGCGAUGGUUGGCUCAAGAUGAAGAAGAUGGAAAUAUUUGUCGAGAAUUUCCCAUUUUAAACAAAGGACAGCCUGCCUUCCCAGUAACAAUAUAUGAAGUUCACUUGGCAACGGGUGAACUAUGGAAUGCAGGAACAAAAGCAAAUGUCUAUAUUUCUAUCUAUGGAGAGAAGGGAGAUACAGGAUCUAGACAUCUGCUGAGAUCCAAGAGUGCCAUCAAUUUUCUAAGAGGACAAACUGACACCUUCUGUCUGGAAGCUGUGCAUCUUGGAGACUUGUACAAAGUUGUCAUAGGUCAUGAUGGUCUUGGACCAGGAAAUGGCUGGUUUCUUGAUGGUAUUAUGGUCAAAGAUCCCACAACAAAUCACGAAUAUGCUUUCUCCUGUAGCAGGUGGCUGGAUCAGGGGGAAGGUGAUGGUGAAAUUGUCAGAGAGCUGUAUGCCAGUGAAAGCAGCAUUCUCUUUCAGAGGAAGAAGUUAGAGCUUAAGAGAAAAGAAAUUUGGGCUGCAGAAAGCUGGAAGUUUAUGAAAGGGAAUACUCUUCAGUUCUACAAUAAGCUCACUGGAGGAUUUAUUCGCUUGCAUCCAGAUGGCACCAUUGAUGCACUUGGACAUAAGACAGACAAAUAUGGCCUUUUUGAUGUGAUUUUUAACAAAGGAAAUAAGUGCAUUUUCCAAAGUCACCAGAUGAGACAUCUCUCCCUUGCUCUUGAUAAUGGCUUUGCCACUGGAAUGGCCAGUGGUGCUCCAGCAACUGAGCUUCGGGUUCUGUAUCAACCCAAUCGCUGUGCUCUUCUUGAGUCAACACUGAUUCCCGGUCACACAAUCACUUUUGAUCGUCAUGGAAAAAUAACUGAUAACUUAUCAACAGGCUAUGCAGAGCUCUCAAAAGAAUUUGCGAUUUAUAUCAAGGGUGUGUUCCUCGACAGUGCUGUGGUUCUGCUGGCUACCAGCGUCUGCCAAGCCCUGUGUUUACAGCCUGAUGGGAGCUGCACUGGUGUGGGGAGUCAGUCAGAAAAAUCUUACUGGAAAGUGCAUAAGAUCCGCUCUGGGGUCUGCAUGUUUGAAAGUGUGAAGAAUGCACAGAUGUAUCUGAGGAUUAAGAAUGGUCUGUGUGAUGGAACAGGUACAGGAGACAUUGAUUGCCAUUUUAAAAUUAAGAAGAACUUGGAAAAUGCAUCCAUAAGCUUGGAAUCUACAAAGAGCCCAGGAUUGUUUGUUGGACUUCAGUCUGAUGGACAUGUGAAACCACUUAUUUAUACCAAUGAUGGGAGUGCUUACUUCUAUCCACGAGUCAUCCAAUUUGGCAGAGAAAAUCCAAUGGGAACAUCUGCAACCCCCAGGCUAAACGAGGAAAAAAUUGAUGAGACAAAAAUCCAGACAGAAAACUCACCAGGCUCAAAAGUGACAAGUGCGUUCUCUUCUCCAAUUGCAAAAGAAAUCAGGACUUCACGAAGCUGUGAGAAUAUUCUGUCAGAAGAUGAAUGGAAAGUGUCAGUGUUGACAGGAGACACAGGAACUCAAGCCAAUGUCACACUCUGGGUUUACGGAGAUGAAGGAGCCACAGGACCAAUAUGUCUCAGAAAGGACAACUCCAAUCACCUCUUCCUGCCAAGACAGGAAGAUGAGUUCCAGGUUGAAAUAAGAAGAAUUGGGAAGAUAUAUAAGAUCAGGAUAGGUCAUGAUGGAACUAGUAAACAACCUGAAUGGAGCUUACAGAGGGUGACUAUGCAACAUAUGAAGAGUAAAAAGACCCUAGACUUUGUAGCUAACGUGUGGUUGUCUCGCAUUCGAGCAGAUGGGGAUAUUGUCUGUGAGCUUCCUGUGGUGAAAGAAGGACAGGUUAUAUUUCCAUUGGUCAGAUACCAUGUUUAUGUUCAUACUGGACAACUGAUACAAGCAGAAACAGCUUCUGAAGUUUACCUUUGUCUUUAUGGAGAGAGAGGAGACUCCGGUCUUAGACUAAUGUACAAAUCUAAUAUGCCAAUGAAAUUUCAAAGAGGACAGAUUGAUAUGUUUCAAGUGGAAGCAGUGUCACUUGGAAAACUGCAGAAGGUGCUGUUGCGCUGUGACGCCCGUGAUGAAUCCCAGUACUGGUACUGUGAGAAGGUCAUUGUAAGAGAGCCUGGAACCACACAGGAGUCCAUCUUCAAUUGUGAAAGGUGGCUUCCUUUCAUGUCUCAGGGUAUGAUUCAUUCAGAAAUUGAACUCUACCUUCAAGGUGAGGAUUAA